AUGUCUUCCUCAUCACCUAUUUUGACCACUAUCUCUUUACCAAAGAAACAAUCCAAGUCCUCAUCUACUUCCAAAAAGUCCAAUAUUCAAAAAUCUCGUCAACGAAAAAAGUCAUCCAAUAACAACAAUACUACUACUACUACUGCUACUACUACUACUACUACUAUUAAUUUAUCUGAAUCGGAUGAUACUGAUAAAUCAUCAUCAUCAUCAUCAUCUCGUCAAAAAAAACAACAGCGCCAUCGUCAUCAUCAUAAACGAACUAGUGCUCAGCCUAAACUACAACAAACUUCUUCUCCUACACCAGUUGAUUUAAAAAGACGUCGACGUUCCAACAGUGCUGUAAUUUAUGCUGGUCCUCACUUUAUGAAUGAUGCUCCUUCUGCAAGUUCUUUACCUCUUCCUGGUGAUAUGAAAACUUCUCCUAUACCAGUCCAAUCAUUCUCUCUUCAUCAUCGACCUACCCUUUAUGAACGUUCUCUUAUGUGCGAUACUAUUGAUACCAAACUCCAGUUUACUUCUCAAAAGUCAUAUUAUCUUAUGGACCCUAUCUCUGAAAUUCAAGAAAAGUUGCGUACCAUGCUCAAGAUUCAAGCCUGA
Messenger RNA from Halteromyces radiatus, 600 nucleotides. RefSeq lists its product as uncharacterized. The record is from RefSeq and is a predicted model, not a curated record. Bases 1 to 600 code for a protein of 199 amino acids. NCBI's taxonomy places the organism in Eukaryota, Fungi, Mucoromycota, Mucoromycetes, Mucorales, Cunninghamellaceae. The transcript is spliced from 2 exons.